GUACAAGUCGUUAUCGAUACGGCGACGGCGACGACUGCGACGACGGUGACCAUCGAAGAGUUGUAUCCCGACAAUAAUAAUAUCACAAGUCACAGAAAAUAUCAAACCGAUAAAAAUCUCGUCACCGACACGCAGAUAUCGUCCGAACCCGUACCGAGAAUUGUCUAAGUGUAGUCAUAUUCAUCUACGGACGACAUUCACCGCGCAGCAGCAGAAAUGGCCACGAAAACCUUAAUUUUGCCCACGCCGGAAAAGUUGAAGGAGAUUUACCAGGACCUGGGCAUGACCGAAGAAAAGAUCGACGCAGACGUGCAGACCAUCGUGGAAUGGAUGCGUAAACAGCCCCAUCUCCCCAACCCUGAUGGCGAUGAACGAAGAAUUCGUUUGUUUUUAAUUCUUUGCAAAAACAGUUUGGAGAGGACCAAAGAGUCUUUGGAUCAAUAUUACACAUUAAAGUCAAUGGUUCCAGAGUUCUUCGGUGACAGAGAUCCUACUUCACCACCACUCUUGCGAUCGAUGAAAACAUCGCUUUUCAUUCCUCUACCGAAACUGACACCGGAAGGCUACAGGGUCUCCCUAAGUCGUAUCAGAACCCCGGAAAUAGAUAAUUUCGAAUUCUCAGACUACGUCAAGGUCAACUUUAUGUCCAUCGAUAUUAGGCUGUCCAAAUUGGAUAUGUUCAAAAAGGAAAUAUUCAUCUUCGACUUGAAAGACAUCAACAUGGCUCUUCUGACCACUAUGGUACCGCAUAUGAAGAAGUUUGUCUACUGCGCAACAACGGCCUAUCCGUUGCGGAUUCAAGAAAUCCACAUUAUCAACAUGCCCAGCUACGCUCAAACGAUGGUCAACAUGGUGCUGAGUGUUUUGAAAAAGAAAAUCGCCAACAGAAUUAAAAUCCACAGCAGCCUGGAAGAUAUGAAGAAGCACAUCGGUGUGGACAUCCUGCCUCUGGACUACGGCGGUACUUUCCCGAAAACUAGCGAAGAACUAAUUGUUGAUUGGCAAGAAGAAUUGAUAAAACACAGGGAAUGGUACCUAUCUCAAAAUUCGGUCAAUUGUGAUGAGAACAAAAGGACGAAGAAACCUUGCGUUAAGGUGAAUAUGUUGGCUGGAGUUGAAGGCUCAUUUAGAAAACUCGAAGUCGACUAAUAUUUUUAUGUUUAGUUUUUAGAAAUAGUGUUUUUUUUUUUUUGUGAAUUGAUUUAUUUUUUGUUUUAUAAGUUUAUCUGACAUAGACUCAAUAGGUAUUGUACAGUGUUUAGUUUUUUUCGGUGAUAUUAAUAACAUGCGUUUUUUAUGUAACCUAUAUGAUUAGUAGUAGGUAUAAGUCAAUCUUUCAUAUUUUUUAAAUAGAAACUGUACAGUAGUAUGUGACUUUUAAAAAAAAUGUGUAGUUUCUACCUUUAUUCUUAACUUCUUUCGAGUUCAUUUUUAUUAUACGCUCACCCAUGAUGCAGUUAUAAGUAUUUAUAGCUUUUGGCUGUACGAUUUCCGCGAGUUUAUAUGAAUACAAAUGGUUCAACACGUAAGCACCGACCCAAGACCCUAUUAAAUAUAUUACAUAAUUUUAAAUAAAUAAACGAAAAAGAACAUUUUCAGACAACCCAACAGUUACACGUGCGUUUGAGAAAUGCAUUUAUUAAAAUUACUUUGAAAACUUAUAUUUUUUUAGUAAUCGUCGUAUACAUCAUAAUAUUUUUUCGGUCAAACUCCAAAGGCGAUUCUAGAAUGUUAAUAAUUGUACUUACUUAUAUCAUUUGUUUCAUCCUAAUGACUUCAUCAGUGCUUCAAUUGUGGUGAGAGGGGAGAAAUCCUCUACAAUUUAAAAUAAUAUAUAUAUAUAUUUUUUUUAGAGCACCCUAUACUUAUUAUUUUUAUUAGAAUUGGAGGAUGGUACGUUAUUUAUAAAAAAACAUUAUUUUUUGUAAUUUUUAUUUCGUAAAAUUGUAUUGAAUAUAAUAAUGAAAUUCAAUUCGAUACAUUUUACAACGUAUUAUUGUUAUGAUACCGCUAGCAACUAAGGAAUAUAAUGUAAUUUUAAUUUAAAAAAAAUAUAUAAAUUAUUACUAUGGGUGUACCUACAUUAAAUUUUGAUUUAUUAAAAAUAUUUUUAAAAUUAA
This is a messenger RNA of Acyrthosiphon pisum (pea aphid), 2120 nucleotides long. Its product is annotated as alpha-tocopherol transfer protein. Gene Ontology annotation, molecular function: phosphatidylinositol bisphosphate binding. NCBI's taxonomy places the organism in Eukaryota, Metazoa, Arthropoda, Insecta, Hemiptera, Aphididae. Bases 217 to 1149 code for a protein of 310 amino acids. The record is from RefSeq and is a predicted model, not a curated record. The transcript has 6 exons. Gene Ontology annotation, cellular component: membrane.